GUGGAGGACUGCAUGCGAGGCAACCUGGCCGCGCCGCGGAAGCGCAAUCGACACUCCUGUCACCGGGCUCAGCCGGCUCAGCAGACCCUCCCGCCCUCCACAGCUCCAACAUGGCCAUGAUGGCGGAGAAGAACAUCAACUCGUCGUCGUUUAUGGAGAUGAUUGCGAAUGGAUACCACACCCACAUCAUAGACAAAAUCGACCCCCGCUCCGAGGACUGGCUUCUAGUGUCCUCACCGUUCGUGCCGUUGGGCAUCGUCACCGCGUACUUGCUGUUCGUGAAAAAACUGGGCCCCAGCUUUAUGGCCAAUCGCUCUGCGUACAGGAUUGAACCACUCAUCAUCCUCUACAAUGUCAUCCAAAUCGUUGCCUGUCUCUACAUCUUCAUUCAUGGAUUGACAAUGUGGCGGCAGCUGGGAUACAAUUUUACUUGCCAACCGGUGGAUUACACCGUUACCGAACAAAACAGAGCGGUGGCGAACUCGGUAUUUGGCUACUACCUCAUUAAAAUCUCAGACUUGGUCGACACCGUAUUUUUCAUUUUGAGGAAAAAGUUUAGCCACGCCUCGUUUCUGCAUGUGUACCACCAUGCGGGGAUGGUCAUUGUAGGAUAUCUAGCGUGCAAAUUUUCGCUCAAUGGCCAUUUCGUCCUGCUAGGAAUCGUCAACUCCUUCGUGCAUGUCUGCAUGUAUUCUUACUACUUGGCGACUGCGAUGUGGCCUGAGACCAAACCAUCACUAACCGUUAAAAAGACCCUCACCAUCAUCCAGUUGGUGCAAUUCUACGUCCUCCUGAUCCACGAAGCCCUGCCGCUCUUGCAACCCAACUGUGACGUACAGAAGCACUGGGCCGCCGCCCUCGUUGUGCAGUACACCUUCAUGAUCGCCCUCUUCACGGACUUCUACAAGAAGGCCUACUCCGGAAAAAAGAAAACGGCUUGACACACUCUUUUGGACACCGACCAAAAUACUCUCAGACUCGCCUGGACGUAACUAACAAUUGUCAAUAGUAAUAAUAGUGAUAAUGUUAAUAAAUAACUUUUAAGGAA
Messenger RNA from Thrips palmi, 1048 nucleotides. Its product is annotated as elongation of very long chain fatty acids protein AAEL008004-like. Bases 111 to 941 code for a protein of 276 amino acids. Gene Ontology annotation, cellular component: endoplasmic reticulum membrane. NCBI's taxonomy places the organism in Eukaryota, Metazoa, Arthropoda, Insecta, Thysanoptera, Thripidae. The transcript is spliced from 8 exons. Gene Ontology annotation, molecular function: fatty acid elongase activity. Gene Ontology annotation, biological process: fatty acid elongation, saturated fatty acid; very long-chain fatty acid biosynthetic process; fatty acid elongation, polyunsaturated fatty acid. The record is from RefSeq and is a predicted model, not a curated record.